Molecule: messenger RNA, 1233 nt
Organism: Coffea eugenioides
Lineage: Eukaryota; Viridiplantae; Streptophyta; Magnoliopsida; Gentianales; Rubiaceae
Product: protein INAPERTURATE POLLEN1
Exons: 4
Coding region: 1-1233 (410 amino acids)
Biological process (GO): DNA-templated transcription
Molecular function (GO): sequence-specific DNA binding
Source: RefSeq, a predicted model, not a curated record
AUGUCCAGGAAAACUCUUCCACUGGAGCCAGGAUUUAACAAUAUGUUGAAGGCCACCGCUCUGUUUGGAAGCAAGAAGGCAUCAUCAUCAACAUCAAGGCCGUUCAAGAACUACUACAAUCAAUGGUUCAACACCCUCAAGAACUCCCUCCUCCCUCAUCUCCGCCAUGCGAUGCUCUCAGCCUCCUCCCCUACUCUCCUCGCCACCCACGUAGACGCCAUGCACCACCACUUCCAAGCCUACUAUGAAGAGCUUGAUCUCUGCUGUUCAUCUUCCAUCAACACCCUUCCCGAGCUCCUUUUCCCAGAAUGGCGUAACUCCCUCGAGAAGCCCUUCCUCUGGCUCGGUGAUCUCCACCCUUAUCUCUUCACGAACCUCCUCAGAUCAUUUCUCGAUGAUGAAGAAACAGAAAGAGGAGUAGGAAGAGGGAGUGAAGAAGAUGACGACAAAACUGUGGUGGAUCUUCCCCUGUUUCGGGAGUUUCUCGGUCAUGAGGAUCAUCAGCUGCAGCCAUGCAGCGGUUUGAUGCCAUGGGACAGUCCAUCCAAGAGUAUCUCGAUGAGGGUUGAUCAGAUUGAAUGCGGGCUGAGGCUAAUGGUGCCGCCUCUGGUGGUGCGUGCAAGAAACGCGCAAUCAGCAUUCGUCGAGAGAGUGGGAUUUGAAUGGAGGAAAUAUGAAGGGAGGAAGGAGGACGUGGAGGUGGCGGUCGGAGAGGCUAUGAUGGCGGCGAUGGAAGAGUUGGUUAACGUUUUCUUGGAUGCUAAUAGGCUGAGGAAAAGUGUUCUUGCUGAUAUCCUGAAUGCUACCAAUGUUUAUCAGGCGGCUCAGUUUUUUGAAGGAUUAGCCCGAUUUCUUGUUGGGUUUCAUGAUCAGCAAUUGCUUCGGGAAUUUGAGAAACACAAGGUGGGUCCUCUGUUUGUUUGCAUAAUUUGCGUUUCUGGGAAUGGCAUUGUUUCGUCAAAUUGGGAAUUUGGUUUACAGUUCUUCAAGGGAAAGGAGCUUAUGGUAAUGGCUAUCUCUUAUGGUGCCAAUCAGCCAAUGGUAAGUGACGCUAUCCAUGAAGUCAUUGAGGCCUCUGUCUGUGGAAAUCUUUUCUGUCAACUUGCAUUGGACUUAGACCAAAACUUGCAAUAUACUAACCCUUCAAUCCUACCCCAAAACUUUAAAUCCGUCAAUGCUGCUAGCCCAAGCCUUUUGAAUCCUUUAUUGCUUGCACGAGAUGACUCUGUCUGA